AUGCCGUCUCGUUCACACUUUGAAAAGCUGGGAGCUCUGCUUUCCGUCAUUGGCAGCGCCUGGGCAAAGACCGUCACUACCACAAAUGGAACCAUUGAGGGCGGCAAGUGCGACGGUUACGAUGUAAACUCUUUCCUAGCAAUUCCAUAUGCUCAGCCUCCUGUGGGAGACCUUCGCUUUGCCGCACCAGAACCAUAUAACACGACAUACGAUGGGGUAUUGAAGGCCACGUCUAAGGCCCUCAACUGCCCUCAGUUUACCACCGGCGGAGAACUUGUGGAAGGGGCCUUCUCUGAAGACUGCCUGUACUUGGACAUCUGGGUCCCAGCGAGCGCAACCAAGACCUCGAAACUACCAGUCAAAGUUUGGUUGUUCGGUGGCAGUAACAAGGGCGGGAGUAUCUCAAUGGCUCUCUACGAUGGUUGCCCCUCGGCUAGAGAUAGCAUCGUUGUGUCCCUCAACUAUCGCCUCGGCCCCCUUGGAUUCCUGGCGUACGAGGAUGCUGGCCUUAGAGGCAACUAUGGUAUUCAAGACCAGCUACUAGCACUAAGCUGGGUUCAGAAGGAGAUCGGUGCCUUUGGCGGCGAUCCGGACAAGGUUCUGUUAUUCGGGCAGUCGGCCGGCGCCUACGACACCUACGUCCUCAGCUCUCUGCCCCAGGCACCCUCUCUUUUCCGCGCCGCGGCCAUGGAGUCUAGCGGAGGACAUGACUCGCCAAACCUAGCUUGGACAAAGCCAUUUUAUUCGGAAUAUAUUAGCGGAGUUGGCUGCGACCUGGAUGAUCCUGACUCCAUCACCAAGUGCCUGCGCAGCACAUCCAUAACGGCUAUGAACAAGACGUGGCAGGCCGAAAACAACGCCGGCCCAGACGUCCCUACUGUAGGCACAUUAUAUCAUGGCAAUGGCAUCGGUAGCGCUUGGCUUGCCGUGGUUGACGGCAAGGUCGUCCCCGAGAACCCAGGCAAGGUUGGUUCUCGCGUUCCAGCCAUCUUUGGCAACACGGCCAACGACGGCAGCAUCGACGUUCUUACGCAAUAUGGCACCGGCAUUGUGAAUAUUACCGAGGCCGAUUACGAUGAGUUUUUGUCCUAUAGCUUUGGAUCGCUUGCAUCCACCGUCAAAAAAACGUACCCUUGGAGUGCCUUUAAGGACUCGCCUUAUCCUGGUUACACGGCUAUGACAACUAUCAGCACUGACUACUCCGAGAUAUGCCCCAAUUAUCGUGCCCUAAAGCUUGCUGCCAAGAACGGUAUCGAUGCCUGGGCCUACAACUUCAACCACACCGACACCUGCGCGUGGGGAUUCGAUGUGCCGCAGUCAGAUGAGAUUCUCGCCAUUCUCGGUCCGACGCACACGAGCGAGAUCCCUUUUGUCUUCGGACAGACCAAGGGACUACCAAGACCUGAUGGAAACUGCAGCUUCACCAAGGCUGAGGUCGCCCUCAGCGACUUCAUGGUCGAGGCAUGGACAAGCAUGGCGGCUAAUGGACAGCCAGCCAACAGCAGCCAGUGGCCAGCUUGGACGCCCAGUGAAAGCGAGGGCAUCACAAUCAACGAUGUGGUAGAUGUCGGACCGCUGGACUAUAAGAAGUGUGAGUUUUGGGACCAAAUCCUCGAGGCCGCGCUUGCACUGGAUGCGAAUGGCACCACCACAAAUGUAUCUACAAGUGCGAGCUCUACGACAUCUCCAACUUCUUCACCAACGUCGGGCAGUAACAGCUUCUGGGCUCCUGGGGGAACUAUUGCCUGCUUGUCUCUCCUUCUUGUGACCUUUUUGGUCAAUUGA
Molecule: messenger RNA, 1785 nt
Organism: Penicillium lagena
Lineage: Eukaryota; Fungi; Ascomycota; Eurotiomycetes; Eurotiales; Aspergillaceae
Product: carboxylesterase/lipase family protein
Exons: 2
Coding region: 1-1785 (594 amino acids)
Source: RefSeq, a predicted model, not a curated record